Caretta caretta (loggerhead turtle) is the source of this 1253-nucleotide messenger RNA. Its product is annotated as thialysine N-epsilon-acetyltransferase-like. The record is from RefSeq and is a predicted model, not a curated record. NCBI's taxonomy places the organism in Eukaryota, Metazoa, Chordata, Testudines, Cheloniidae. Gene Ontology annotation, molecular function: N-acetyltransferase activity.
AUGUGGGGAGGGGGAGGGCAAAUGGUAUGGGGGCUGGGCAGUGUUUGGAUGCGAGACUCACGUGCCCGCUGGCAGCAGGGCGGGGUCUCAGCGGGGGGCGCUGUUCUGCACAGAGUGAGGUGUUUGACUCCAUAGGGUGCAGCUUAUGUCACGCCCCACCCCAGAGGUGGGCGCAUCUUGGUGCCGGGCGAGGGGUCCCCAGGUCACCCGCCGCCCCGCCCCAGAGGUGGGCGCAUCUCGGUGCCGGGCGAGGGGUCCCCGGGUCACCCGCCGCCCCGCCCCAGAGGUGGGCGCAUCUCGGUGCUGGGCGAGGGGUCCCCGGGUCACCCGCUGCCCCGCCCCAGAGGUGGGCACAUAGCAAGCCAUCCAAGGGGCUAAAUCUUUGCCGGCUGCAAUCCUUGUCUCUGCCUUCGAGGCUGGUUUCUCCAGGGCACACCGUCGUCGGGUACCAGUUCCAUUAUUUCAGAUACUGCACCUGGCAAGGGCGGAUCGUUUUCGGGGAGGAUCUGUACGUCAUGCCGGAGUUCAGAGGCCAAGGGAUUGGCACCAGUUUACUGAGCCAAGUGGCCAAGCUCGCGCUGGCCCGCGGCUGCACCCAGUUCCGGUUCAUGUCGGCCAACUGGAACCAGCCGGCCACGGCGCUGUACAAGAAACUGGGGGCCGUGGACAUGACAGCGAGGGACAACUGGUUCGUCUGGCACAUCGAGGGGCAGGGGGAGAUGGCGAAGCGGGCGACACAGUGAAGAGCUCUAGCUGGGGAGAGAACUCAGGAGUCCUGGCUCCCGGCCCCCCUCCGGCUCUCACCCUCCAGCCCCCACUCCCUUCCCAGAGCUGGGGAGAGAACCCAGGCGUCCUGCGGGUUCAAUCCUGCCGCCGCCUGGAUUUCGGCCCAGAAUCCAGAUCCGGCCGCAGCUCAAUGCGCUGGCGAGAGACAGCGCCAUCGGGGGGUGUCACAGGGGGGCUCCUCGGGGGGCUCCUCGGGGCAGGGACCCCGCGCGGCUCGGGACCCUUGCCAAUAAACAACGGUGUCAACUCGCUUGUGCAUGAUUCUGUGCCGGGGGGGGGGGGGUUAUAUCUUUCAAUCCCUUCAGGGCUGCUUUAGGAGGUGGAGCUGUGGGGGCUGGUGGGUUAGAGCAGGGGGGCUGGGAGCCAGGACUCCUGGGUUCUCUCCCCGGCUCUGGGAGGGGAGUGGGGGCUGGUGGGUUAGAGCAGGGGGGCUGGGAGCCAGGACUCCUGGGUUCUCUCCCCGGCUC